Lathyrus oleraceus (garden pea) is the source of this 661-nucleotide messenger RNA. RefSeq names its product protein PELPK1. The record is from RefSeq and is a predicted model, not a curated record. Lineage: Eukaryota; Viridiplantae; Streptophyta; Magnoliopsida; Fabales; Fabaceae. Bases 66 to 362 code for a protein of 98 amino acids. The transcript has a single exon.
ACAACACACAUAAACCAUUACCUCAAACACACCAAAACUAAUAUUCAUCUCUCUACCUUAAAAAAAUGGCUUCCAUGAAUGUUUUGUCAUUGAUGAUACCACUUGUUCUACUCAUAGCAUUUUCAUCAAUCUCAAAUGUUGAAGGAGCACGUAACCUUCUAAACAUACAUCAAGUUUCCAAAGUUGAUUUGCCAACACUACCAAUUCCUAAUCUACCAGUACCUAAUCUACCAACACUACCUACAUUGCCAAUUGUUCCAAUCCCUGAUGUCCCUGUUGUACCAACGGUCCCUAAGAUUCCUGAGAUUCCUCAGAUUCCUAAACCACAGCUGCCUACUGUUCCAUCUGGCCCUAAACCAUAAGUACUUCGAAAUUUCAUGAAAUCCAUGUACUAUAUAUUCCAACCAUUCAAUGAGUGUGUUAAAGUUUGUUUAUGUUAUUUGAGGUUUUUCAUUUGUACUUUAUGAUUACAUUGAAGCACAUGUUGUGUUCAGUUUUUAAGUUGUUUGGGUGUGUUUUUAUUUCUACAACAUAUUGUUGACUGUGAUUUGUAUCAUUCAUUAAUGUGCCCUAAAUCAGUUAUUGUUUGUAAUAUACUAUAUUUAAUUUCAUGUAUUAUCUUUUUCUCAUUUUAUAUAAAGACAUUGCAUGAAUUAUUUGA